Schistocerca piceifrons (Central American locust) is the source of this 1065-nucleotide messenger RNA. Its product is annotated as 1,5-anhydro-D-fructose reductase-like. The transcript has 7 exons. Lineage: Eukaryota; Metazoa; Arthropoda; Insecta; Orthoptera; Acrididae. Gene Ontology annotation, molecular function: aldose reductase (NADPH) activity. The coding region runs from base 1 to 1002 and encodes 333 amino acids. The record is from RefSeq and is a predicted model, not a curated record. Gene Ontology annotation, cellular component: cytosol.
AUGGCCGGCAAACUGCAGCACAUCACUUUCCACAACGGCCAGAAGAUGCCCAUUGUGGGUCUGGGCACUUGGCAGUCGUCGGAAGGAGAGGUGGGCAAAGCUCUGGACGUGGCGCUGGAGGCGGGCUACAGACACAUCGACACCGCCUUCCUGUACCGCAACGAGAGGGAGAUCGGGGCCACGCUCAAGAAGUGGUUCAGCUCCGGGAAGCUCAAGAGGGAAGACGUGUUCGUCGUCACCAAGCUUCCAUUCAUGGGCAUGCGGCAGUCGGGGGUGGAGAAGUACCUCAAGAAGUCUCUGUCCGCCCUGCAGCUGGACUACGUGGACCUCUACCUGAUCCACAACCCCGUGGGCUUCCAGGACGUCGACGACGGCGGCUUCCCCAAGGACAAGGACGGCAACGUGCUCCUCGACGUGACCACCGACCACGUCGCCAUAUGGAAGGGAAUGGAGGCCCAGGUGGACGCGGGCCGUGCUCGCUCCAUAGGUCUGUCCAACUUCAACGCGCGCCAGAUCAAGCGCGUGUGGGAGUCAGCGCGCAUCAAGCCGUCCAACCUGCAGGUGGAGAUGCACGUCUACUUCCAGCAGCGCGAGCUCAGGGCCUUCUGCCGCGCCCUCGACAUCACCUUCUGCGCCUUCGGACCACUCGGCUCGCCGCACAUCUACCCGUUCGUCGAGAGCCAUGGCGGAGAUGUCAGCAAACUACCACGGUACAACCAGCUGAGCGACCCGCUGGUGAAGCAAAUAGCGCAGAAGCACGGCAAGACGACGGCCCAGGUGCUCAUCCGCUUCCUGAUGCAGCUCGAGGUCGCCGUAAUUCCCAAGAGCUCCAACCCAGCACGCAUCAAGGAGAACUUCGCGGUGUUCGAUUUCGAACUGUCCCCAGAAGAGAUGGAAGCCCUGGAGGCUUUGGAUAAGGGACCAAAAGGCAGACAGGCGAAUGAGCACGUCCUUCCUGGACUCGGACGCCAUCCCGAGUUCCCGUGGUUUGAUCGCUACUAGUCAUGAGGAGCGAACGUUAUGAGCCAAGGAAAAGCUGCAAGCUUGGCACCGGCUGAAGUAUAC